CCCGCGCCAAUCCCCGCGCCACCGGAGCAGCCGCCCUCGGACCCACCGCGGCCGCGCGACCAGGGAGCAACUAUGUCACCAUUUCUUCGGAUUGGCUUGUCCAAUUUUGACUGUGGGUCCUGCCAGUCUUGUCAGAGUGAGGCCAUUAACCCUUACUGUGCUGUGCUUGUCAAAGAAUAUGUUGAAUCAGAGAAUGGGCAAAUGUAUAUCCAGAAAAAGCCAACCAUGUACCCACCCUGGGACAGCACUUUCGAUGCCCACAUCAACAAAGGAAGAGUGAUGCAGAUCAUCGUGAAGGGCAAGAAUGUAGACCUCAUAUCAGAAACCACCAUAGAGCUCUACUCGCUGGCCGAGAGAUGCAGAAAGAACAACGGGAGGACUGAAAUAUGGCUGGAACUGAAACCUCAAGGCCGGAUGCUAAUGAAUGCAAGAUACUUCCUGGAAAUGAGUGAUACAAAGGACAUGAGUGAAUUUGAGACUGAAGGCUUCUUUGCUUUGCAUCACCGCCGAGGAGCCAUCAAGCAGGCUAAAGUCCAUCAUGUCAAGUGCCACGAGUUCACUGCCACCUUCUUCCCUCAACCCACGUUUUGCUCUGUCUGCCACGAGUUUGUCUGGGGUCUGAACAAACAGGGCUACCAGUGCCGACAAUGUAAUGCAGCAAUUCACAAGAAGUGUAUCGAUAAAGUUAUAGCCAAAUGCACAGGAUCAGCUAUCAAUAGCAGAGAAACUAUGUUUCACAAGGAGAGAUUCAAAAUUGACAUGCCACACAGAUUUAAAGUCUACAAUUACAAGAGCCCAACGUUCUGUGAGCACUGUGGGACUCUGCUGUGGGGGCUGGCGAGGCAAGGACUCAAGUGUGAUGCAUGUGGCAUGAACGUCCAUCACCGAUGCCAGACAAAAGUGGCCAACCUCUGUGGUAUAAACCAGAAGCUAAUGGCUGAAGCUUUGGCGAUGAUUGAAAGCACCCAACAGGCUCGCUCCUUAAGAGAUUCAGAACACAUCUUCAGAGAAGGUCCAGUUGAAAUUGGUCUCCCAUGCUCCACCAGAAGUGAAACACGGCCGCCACACUUACCGACACCAGGGAAAAGAGAGCCUCAGGGAAUCUCCUGGGAGUCUCCACUGGAUGAGACGGAUAAAAUAUGCCACCGUCCAGAACCAGAAGUGAACAUAGAAAGACCAUCUCUACAUAUGAAACUGAAAAUUGAGGAUUUUAUCUUGCACAAAAUGUUGGGAAAAGGAAGUUUUGGCAAGGUCUUCCUCGCAGAGUUCAAGAAAACCAAUCAGUUUUUUGCAAUAAAAGCUCUAAAGAAAGAUGUGGUCCUGAUGGAUGAUGAUGUUGAGUGUACGAUGGUGGAGAAGCGAGUCCUCUCCUUGGCUUGGGAGCAUCCGUUUCUGACACAUAUGUUUUGCACAUUCCAGACCAAGGAAAAUCUCUUCUUCGUGAUGGAGUAUCUCAAUGGAGGAGACUUAAUGUACCACAUCCAAAGUUGCCACAAGUUUGAUCUCUGCAGAGCAACGUUUUAUGCUGCUGAGAUCAUUCUCGGUCUGCAGUUCCUUCAUUCCAAAGGGAUUGUCUACAGGGACCUGAAGCUAGACAACAUCCUGUUAGACAAAGAUGGACAUAUCAAGAUAGCAGACUUUGGAAUGUGCAAGGAGAACAUGGUGGGAGAUGCAAAGACAAAUACUUUCUGUGGGACUCCUGAUUAUAUAGCUCCAGAGAUCUUGCUAGGUCAGAAAUACAACCAUUCUGUUGAUUGGUGGUCCUUUGGUGUUCUUCUUUAUGAAAUGCUGAUUGGUCAGUCACCUUUCCAUGGGCAAGAUGAAGAAGAGCUGUUCCAUUCCAUCCGUAUGGACAAUCCUUUUUACCCACGAUGGCUUGAGAAGGAAGCUAAGGACCUUUUAGUGAAGCUUUUUGUGCGAGAACCUGAAAAGAGGCUGGGAGUAAGGGGAGACAUCCGCCAGCAUCCUUUGUUUCGGGAGAUCAAUUGGGAAGAACUUGAAAGAAAGGAGAUUGACCCACCUUUCAGACCUAAAGUGAAAUCACCCUAUGACUGCAGCAACUUUGACAAAGAAUUCUUAAAUGAGAAACCCCGGCUGUCUUUUGCUGAUGGAGCAUUGAUCAACAGCAUGGACCAGAACAUGUUCAGGAACUUUUCCUUCAUCAAUCCAGGCAUGGAGAGGCUCAUCUCCUGA
This is a messenger RNA of Lepus europaeus (European hare), 2193 nucleotides long. It is a transcript of the gene PRKCQ, whose product is annotated as protein kinase C theta. Lineage: Eukaryota; Metazoa; Chordata; Mammalia; Lagomorpha; Leporidae. The coding region runs from base 73 to 2193 and encodes 706 amino acids. The transcript has 18 exons. The record is from RefSeq and is a predicted model, not a curated record. Gene Ontology annotation, biological process: protein phosphorylation. Gene Ontology annotation, molecular function: diacylglycerol-dependent serine/threonine kinase activity; ATP binding.